Messenger RNA from Phycodurus eques (leafy seadragon), 498 nucleotides. RefSeq names its product cocaine- and amphetamine-regulated transcript protein-like. Gene Ontology annotation, molecular function: neuropeptide hormone activity. The record is from RefSeq and is a predicted model, not a curated record. Gene Ontology annotation, biological process: G protein-coupled receptor signaling pathway; adult feeding behavior; cellular response to starvation. Lineage: Eukaryota; Metazoa; Chordata; Actinopteri; Syngnathiformes; Syngnathidae. The transcript has 4 exons. The coding region runs from base 150 to 473 and encodes 107 amino acids.
UUGUAAAUUGUAAGAUUAUAGAGUGCUAUGUAAAAUGGUCAUCGCCUCCAUCAAUAUUUCAGCGGGCUGCUGAUGUCAGAGGCCCCGAUAAAGCGAGGGGGACGGGGGCGUGCACCUCCAGAAUUGAGCGUCACUUGACUGCCGCCGCCAUGGUUUGCACCAAGGCCUUCCUCCACCUCCUCCUCGCCACCGCUGCCUUCCUGUACGCGUCCGCUACCGACGAGGCCUCCGUGGAGACGCGCUCGCUAGAUUUCACGUUGAAAAGCCAACAGGAGAAAGCCCUGAUUGAUGCUUUACAAGAAGUCUUGGAGAAGCUGAGGAGCAAAGAAAUACCCUCUGAGAAAAAACUGGGCUGGCUGCCCUCUUGUGACGCGGGGGAGCCAUGCGCCGUGCGUAAAGGAUCCCGUAUCGGCACACUGUGCAGCUGUCCCCGGGGGACUUCCUGUAACUUUUACGUCCUCAAGUGCUUGUGAGAGGAAACAAAUGCAUUGGUGUGCA